CCAACAUCUGUUAACCAUCUGCUUUGGGCUGCUGAUUUCAGUGUCGAGAUGUCUACAGAUCGAAUCUCUGCAGCACCACCAAACAAGAAGAGGAAGGCAGCACACAAAGAUGAGGGCAUUCCUGCUUUGAAUCCAACUGUUACUGCUCCUUCUGCUUGCAAACCCAGAUUUCUAUCAUGUUCAAAAGAUUCAAAAAAGGACUACAAUGAUUGUAACCAGGUUGAAUUGGAUAGUACCAGUUUUGGCAAUGGAGAUGAUGUGGGAGGUAAUGAAGAGUGCCACACACCCAAAGGCGAGGAGCACCGUAUACCUCAAAUUUUAUCAUGCCCACUUGCUCCAAGAAAACCCAGAUCCACAGAAAAGAUAAAGACCAUGGGAUUCUUUUCUCUCACUCUUCUUGAGCUGCAAUUGUUUUAUAAUCUCUCGUAGCCCAAAAUGUUUAGAUUUGUUGGAGCACUAGAGAACAUUUCAGAUUUCUUGAAGAACAUUUGAUAUCAUGUAAAAUGUAUUAUCUUCUUAUGGAAGUUUGUAUCUCUAAUUUUGUUCUUAUACAUGAAAUCUAUAUUUUCAUCAUAGAAUUGUAGGGCAAUAAUCUUUGGGAAUGCCAAACGUAUAGAACAGGAAAUACGUCUGUCUCCAUACAUAUAUGUACAUGUAAUGUAUGGGAAUGCCAAACAUAUA
Cryptomeria japonica (Japanese cedar) is the source of this 681-nucleotide messenger RNA. RefSeq lists its product as uncharacterized. Gene Ontology annotation, biological process: regulation of DNA endoreduplication. Bases 49 to 429 code for a protein of 126 amino acids. The record is from RefSeq and is a predicted model, not a curated record. Lineage: Eukaryota; Viridiplantae; Streptophyta; Pinopsida; Cupressales; Cupressaceae. The transcript has a single exon.